Molecule: messenger RNA, 1430 nt
Organism: Chara braunii
Lineage: Eukaryota; Viridiplantae; Streptophyta; Charophyceae; Charales; Characeae
Source: the annotation of a GenBank genome assembly
GUUAUAGUUCGGGAAAGGAGGGAAUAGGGUCAUCUGAGCCACAGAGGCAGGGAGGUAGAGUGGUCUUGAUGCAGCCCUGAUAAGGCUGGGAUAGGGCCUCCCGACAACAUUCUACAUGUAUGUGGCCUGCAUUGCCGACCAGAUACAUUCGGUCUUAUCCAACAUUCAGAAUGUAUCGGGAUCAGAAACAGUCCAGAUACAUUUAGGGCGUACUCACACGACCACUCUUCUGAAUGUAUGUGACUGUAAUUACAGCCGGACCUGGAUGUAUCUGGCCAGAUUUCCGUCAAUAUAUAGGUAAAAAGGUCCUAGCGUGAGUAUGCUCUCAGGGGUGGACCCCACUGGCCGGCGUCGUGGGAAAAAACUGGCACCGGAAAGUUUUUGACACCCCACCGGUGUGGAAAACAAGUAUGGAAAGUCAUUGUGGAUAGCAUUUUCGGACCCGACUGGUUAUGGAAAAAGGUUGCCAAAAUGCUGACGGGGUGUUUCUACACGUUGGCGGUCUGGGAAAUUGCGGCCAAGUUCCGGCAUUCCUUUUCCAAAGAGGGCGGCCAGCCGACUAGGGGGGGGGGCAUGUUCUCCAAUGGCAUUAGAGGAGAUGAGAGUGCGGUCCAAUCGAUGGUUCAGGGGCCGUCUUGUGAUGGACAGUCCUUACCGAACUUACCUAUUCGGGAGGGACGCCUUCGGGUUUUCCUUUCGGGGGAGGUGGUGCCGUUUCCAGUGUCCGUUUUCGUGGGGGCUGUGGGGUCCCGAGGAGAUCUGGCAAAUGCUUUCCAGUCUCAGUCGGCUGUUUUUUGUGGCCAUAUUGCUUUUCCAGCCGCAGGCCAGUGGGGUCCACCCCUUAGGGUGGUCUGUAAUGGUGAGAGGUCCAUAGUCUAUCUGUGGGUAGACUCACAAUAGGACCUUUUGUUACCUAUUUAUGGACGUAAUUGGGGUCCCAUACAUCCUUGUCCGGCCCUUGUCGUCAGGUACAUAUAAGUGAGUUCGCCCUCUGUGUGAAUUGGGUGGAGGCCAUACUCGCUGCUACGUGGACCAGUUCCUGGACUGAUGGCGUGCUCACACUAGGACUUCCUUGACUCUCUGUGGACGUAUUUGCGAUCAGGUACGUGAUGGACCGGAGCCCCAGUCACGUAAAUCAGAAAAUGUCCUCUUUCUCAGCCGGUGAUGCCUCAAUCUCUGGCGGGGCUACGAUACAAUUGUAAAAGGACGCCAGGCCCAUUUCCUGGCUUGUAUAAUAAAAUGUUUUUUUUUUUCCCCUCUGUUUUCUCAUCCAGGAAAGUCCUAUUUUGAAUUUGCAUUGACAGGAGACACUGGACCCAGUUUUCAGCAGUGAGCCUAAGCUGGGUAGUGGCCCCAGAUACUUCCCGGUUGCUUUGUGGAGGAAUUCCCGGCCUCCUUGUUUUUGAGUUGAAUCAAUGCAAACCCUAAAC